Molecule: messenger RNA, 2997 nt
Organism: Chionomys nivalis (European snow vole)
Lineage: Eukaryota; Metazoa; Chordata; Mammalia; Rodentia; Cricetidae
Product: leukocyte immunoglobulin-like receptor subfamily B member 3A
Exons: 6
Coding region: 84-1625 (513 amino acids)
Biological process (GO): cytokine-mediated signaling pathway
Molecular function (GO): inhibitory MHC class I receptor activity
Source: RefSeq, a predicted model, not a curated record
UUUAAUUUUCUAUGUGAUUUCUUUUAGGAGUCUACAACAAUCCCAUCCUGUUGACACUGCAAGACCAUGUUGUGACUGUAGGAAUGUCUGUGACCCUCUCUUGUACCUCAAAUCAUUCAUACAACUGGUUCAUUUUAACUAAGAAUAAUCAGAAGUUCUCGCGUAGUCAGCGUUCACAAAAAAACCAAACUGGUUUGUUCUUUGCCAAGUUCCAAGUGACACCAACGGCUUUCAGCCCAAGGUGGAGGUUCAGAUGCUAUGGCUAUUACACAAGUAAUUCUCAGGUGUGGUCAGAAGGGAGUGACCUUUUGGAACUUCUGAUCUCAGGAAAACUUAAGAAACCCACUUUGAGGGCUGAGCCAGGAUCUGUGAUUGCCUCAGGAAAUAAUGUGACGAUCUUAUGUGAGGGGACCGAGGGAAAGCAACCAAUGUAUUUCCUCUAUAAAGAAGGAAGCCCAGCACCAUGGGACAGUCAAACCCCAAAAGAUCCUGGUAACAAAGCCAUGUUCUCAAUAGCAUUUGUGGAACAGCAUCAUGCAGGAAAAUAUCGCUGUUACUCUUACAACUCUUCAGGGUGGUCAGAACGCAGUGACAUGUUGGAGCUGGGGGUGACAGGUGUCUAUCCUAGCAAAGUCACCCUGUCAGCUGUGCCGAGCCCUGUGGUGACCUCAGGAGGGUAUGUGACUCUUCAGUGUGUCUCACAACAGGAAUAUAACAGCUUCAUUCUUGUGAAGGAUAAUGAGAAGUUCUCCAGGCCUGUGUCCUCACGUGAUAUAUACCCUAAGCUAUCAGAAGCUCAUUUUAGAGUUGGUCCUGUGACUCACAACCAGAGGUGGAGAUUUACAUGCUAUGGCUAUUACUGGAGUAGCCCCCAGCUGUGGUCAGUUCCUAGUAAUGACCUAGAGCUCCUGGUCUCAGGGACCCUUCACAAACCCACUAUCUGGGCUCUUCCAGGCUCUGUGAUCACCUCAGAGAGUCCUGUUACCAUCUGGUGUGAGGGCACCCUAGAAAGCCUUAUGUACAUGAUACAUAAAGAAGGAAGCCCAGAACCCAGUUACACACAAACCCAAAUAGACCACAACAAUAAGGCACAAUUCUCCAUCCCAUCUGUGACAAGACUGAAUGCAGGGCAGUACAACUGUUACUCAUACAACUCUGCUGGCUGGACAGAGCGCAGUGAUACCGUGGAGCUGGUGGUUACAGGUGUUCACCAUGGUAAACCUACUCUGUCAGCUUUGUCCAGCCCUGUGGUGACCCCAGGUGGGAACGUGACCCUUAAGUGUGUCUCAUCUAAAGGAUAUGAUUGGUUCAUUUUGACUGGGGCAGAUCCAAAUUUCUCCAGGUCCCAAAAGGCACAGUUUAGACGCACUGGACAGUCCCUAGCUUUGUUUCCUGAGAUCACUGUGGAAUCCAGCAAGAGUGGGCCCUUCAGAUGUUAUGGAUACUAUACAAAUACCCCGCAUUUGUGGUCAGAGGCCAGUGACCCUUUGGAGAUACAUGUCUUAGUCUCACAGCUUCAAGAUCACACAGUGGAGAACAUCAUUCGGAUGGGCAUUUCCGGUUUGAUUUUCACAGUAAUUGGGAUUUUGCUGUUUGAGGCUUGCCCCAGCCAGAAAAGACCUUGAUUGCAUCCAAGAAGUGAAGACGAGAGAUGACCACAGGCUUGCAUCAUUACUAUCUCUGAAAAAUAAAUUUGUUAAUAUUUAGUCUUUUUUUAAAGAAAAUUUAAUGCUUAAAAUGGGUAUGACUUAUGAGAAAAGAUCCAGGAAUCACAUGUGUUUUGGAUGCAGGAAAGCAUCAAAAUGUUGGUUGGAGAGCUCUUCCAUUACCACGUUAAGGCUCGUACCCUCUACCUUACUGUGGACUUUGAAGAAUUUUUCCUUCGACUCUUUUUUAGAGGGGAACUUAUUGUCCCUUUAAUGAGGUUUGGUCCUGAUCUUUAUAUAUCCUCUGCUUCCCCCAGUUUCUUGUCAUACUUUAUUUUAAAUUAUCACAUUUCUUAUUAUGAACAUCUGUUUUGGUGGAAGUUUUUACUACUAUGAAUAUGAAAUUUGACUCAAUAAGAACAACAAAAAUUAGUGGACACAAUACAGAUUCCCAAAUUUUAAGAUAACGGAAUAUAAAUGAUGCUUCCAAUUUCCGUACUCUCACUUAGGUAUCUUACUACCCACACUCAUUGUGAGUUUUCUUCUAAUUUAUGAAAACAUUGCUGUCUAUUGUUUAAAGGAACCAUCUGGUGAAAUACUCUUGCUGUAGUUUCAAAAAUAUUUUCUUAAAUAAGGGCUUCUCUAUUACAUUUGCUGAUUGAUGUGUAUAAUCCCUUGAAUGGAUACCUUGAUGUCCCAGCUUCUUCCUGUAUUCCAAGGUCACUUAUUUCCAUAAUAUGAGAAACAAGGAGCAGUGAAAAUAGCAAACCUGGUCACCUUUGCCCUCUUUGCUGUUUCUGUGUGAGGAGGCAGAACACUACCAAAUGCUGAUAAAUCUUUGCAUUCUCACAAUAAAAGAUAUUUGUUUAGUCCCCAAUUAAUUAUUUGAAAUAUUUGAGAUCCAUGAGAGGAGACACUUGUCUUAUGGAUCCCAGCUGUUUUGUUAAGGUCAGUUGUGUACACUCCACUUUUACAUUCCCUCAUUCUCAUUAAUUGUGUGAAAACUGGUGUAUGUACUUGGGAAUCUGAAGAUGCAUAAACCAAUAGAGAUAAAACUAAGACACUGUUAAGAGGGAGAUGGUGAGCAUGAGGACUUAAAAUAAUCAAGUCAGCAUAGAGGUAUAGAGAGCCUGGUCAGACCAUCAUGGCUCCUGAAUUUUUAAUAUGUUUCUUAUGCAUUAUCUUCAUUAAGAUGAUUGAUGUGGGAAGUCACAUUUUAACUGUGGUGGGAACUAUUUUUGGGACAAGGAGAUACUGGUGUAUAUAAAAUGAAGAAGUGAACUCAGCACCAGCAAGUAUUUAUUCAUCCUUCUCUGCAUUUUCUAUGUGGAUAUAAAGCUUCUGGAUGCUU